GGGAAACGGGCAGGAAAAAGGGGGGGAAAGGGCCCGGAGCGGCUUUGUGCUGCCAAAAGUCACUUCAGCCUUCCUCAUCCGCGUUAUUUUCCUCGCCGCAUUCCUGCUACAGAAGCAACUCUGCGGAGAUGAAAUACAUCAUAGGCAUCGGAGGCGUCACCAACGGUGGCAAAACCACGCUGACCAACAGGCUUGUCAAGGCGCUGCCCAACUGCUGCGUCGUCCACCAGGACGACUUCUUCAAGCCACAAGAUCAAAUAGAAGUCGGGGAAGACGGCUUUAAACAAUGGGAUGUGUUGGAUUCCUUGGAUAUGGAGGCAAUGGUGAGCACUGUGCGUGCCUGGAUUGAGAACCCAGUGAAGUUUGCCCGUUCCCACGGGGUGAAUGUCACGCCUGGCUCUAAAGAGCCAGCCUCCAAAGAUAUCCAUAUUUUGGUCAUUGAAGGCUUCCUGCUUUAUAAUUACAAACCACUGAUAGACCUCUUUGACAUACGCUACUACCUGGCAGUUCCGUACGAUGAAUGCAAAAGGAGGAGAAGCACACGCAACUACACUGUCCCUGACCCCCCCGGGCUCUUCGAUGGACACGUCUGGCCCAUGUACUUAAAGCACAGGAAAGAAAUGGAGGACAACGGUGUUAAUGUUGUUUAUUUAGAUGGACUGAAGUCUAGAGAUGAGCUUUACAAUCAAGUCUUUGAAGAUAUUCAGAACAAGCUUUUGAACUGCUUAUAGGGUCUCGGAAGACCUGAAAGACCCGUGUACAGAAUGAUGUAAAUAGUACUUGGAAGUCAGAAUUGGGGUUUAUUUGUGUAAACACUUCUUACACUGCCCUUUGGAAAGCAUCUUUUGUAUAUAAUUGAAAAAUGAAGAUAAGUUAUUUGCAGCUGUGAUGGACAGGAUUUUUUUUUUAAUUUUCCUAUUUUAUAUUCCACUGGCUUAAACAUAAGUUGAAAAUGCAUUUUCAUGGUGGGACAAGUAGAGAUGCAUUUGGAAAACAACUGCCUCUCUUGCUUAUAUGCUUCUGCAGAUAUUAAGCCUUUAUGUAAUGGCUUGUUUGUAACGUCAUCGUUCAAAUUCAGUAAAAAUCUAUUUAAAAUCUC
Messenger RNA from Cygnus atratus (black swan), 1099 nucleotides. It is a transcript of the gene NMRK2, whose product is annotated as nicotinamide riboside kinase 2. The record is from RefSeq and is a predicted model, not a curated record. The transcript is spliced from 8 exons. NCBI's taxonomy places the organism in Eukaryota, Metazoa, Chordata, Aves, Anseriformes, Anatidae. Gene Ontology annotation, cellular component: cytoplasm. Bases 129 to 731 code for a protein of 200 amino acids.